UUUUAUGUGGAAUGUGUAGUUUGAGUAAUAAAUUUUUUGUGAGUUGAGAUGAGGAGGAAGUUUAGCCUUGGCGUAUGUGCCAUGGAGAGUAAAGUUGAAAAUGUGCCAAUGAGGUCAAUUUUAAAACGACUCGAAGAUUCCGGCGAUUUCGUCGUCGUCGUCUUUCCAGAACAAAUGAUUUUGGAGGAGGAACCCUCAAACUGGCCCGUUGUCGAAUGCCUCAUCGCAUUCUACUCACGCAACUUUCCCCUCGAAAAGGCGAUAGAGUAUGUGAGAUUGUAUAAUCCUGUGAUAUUGAAUGACUUGGAAAAACAAAGAAUUAUACGCUCUAGAGUUGAAAUAUACCGCGAACUUCAGGUAUACACCGCCUGUCGUAUACCGCAUCCGAAUUACAUAAUUGUGGACCACCAGUUGGUAAAGCAGGGUCUCCACACCUUCGAGGAGCAUUACGACUACAUAGUCUACAACGGCAUAAGAUUAAAUAAGCCGUUUGUGGAGAAGCCCGUCAACUCUGAUGAUCACAAUAAUUGGAUUUACUAUCCGCUCAACUCCGGCGGUGGCUGUAAGAAGCUAUUCCGCAAGAUUGCCGACCGUAGUAGUGAAUACUGUCCUGAAAUCCACAACGUACGUCGUGAUGCGACUUAUGUCUACCAGGAGUUUGUCAGUUCCUUUGGCACGGAUAUUAAAGUUUACGCUGUGGGUCCCAUGUUUGCACAUGCCGAGGCUCGGAAAUCCCCAGCGUUGGAUGGGAAAGUUGACAGAUACCCCGACGGCAAGGAGAUAAGAUACCCCGUAAUCCUAACUGGCAAGGAGAAAACCAUAGCCUGUAGAAUUGUGGACCAUUUUAGACAAAUUGUAUGCGGAUUUGACAUUCUACGGACCUUUGACGGGCCCUACGUAUGCGAUGUUAACGGCUGGUCAUUUGUCAAGCGAAAUCAAAAGUACCUCACAGACUGCUCUAACAUUCUGAGGAUCAUACUUUUACUAAAGUUACAGUCAAAGUAUAAUGUGGUGAUUGGGAACAUAGUGAAGGAGAGAACAGUGGGCGAGGAAGUGAUAAAGAAGACAUUCGCAGAUUUGAAAACAAGGAAUUUGUAUGAUAAAAAAAGAGAAGAGCUCUGCAGCGUUGUGGUUAUCAUGAGACACGCAGACAGGAAACCCAAAAAUAAACUCAAAUUCAAUACCAAAAAUAGACAUAUACUAGCAUACUUCAAAGGAAAUGUGUUGGGUGAGAUAAAGUUAAAAUCUCCUGAGGAGUUGGUGAGGUUAAACGAGACUGUGGUGUUGGUUCUGGACGAGUUACAGCGUGAGCUCGACUCACUCACCAACUCCUACGCCCAGCUAAACAGCUUAAAUAAUGAAAUUAACGCACUCGUCACCGAACUCGAGUGCUUUAGAGAACUCAAAAAAAUGCUCGACAAAGGCUACGAAUUCUCCGGCAUCAACCGCAAAGUACAAUUCAAACCCCUUUAUACCACUUCUAACCCUGUUAACUCUGUUAACACUGUUAACACUGUAAAUACUGUAAAUACUGUAAAUACUGUAAACAAUGCGAACAGAGUUAACACUGUAAGAAGUGUGAACAGAGUUGCCGGUGUGUGUGAUGAGAUGACGGACAGUUGUUCCAAAUCUUCUGCGUACACUUCGGAAACUGAGCACGCUUACACUGCGAGGCCAGUUAGGAAAUUAGACUCGGUGUUAAUAGUGGCCAAAUGGGGAGGGGACUUGACUGACGUUGGUAAAUUGCAGGCUGAGGACUUGGGCCGCAGGUUUAGGGAAACGCUUUACCCGGCAGACUGCAGCGGUUUAAUCCGGCUCCACAGCACUUUUAGGCAUGAUUUUAAGAUUUUCAGUAGUGACGAGGGCAGGUGUCAAAUUACAAGUGCAGCAUUUACCAAGGGUAUUCUGGAACUUGAAGGUGACCUCACACCAAUCCUAGUCACCAUGACCAUAAGAAACAAACGCGCCUACGAACUUUUAAACGACACCACAAUAUCACCACAGAGAUUAAAAUGUAAAGUUCUACUCAACAAAUUGAUUACUGCACAUGGGACAGAUCUGUACGAACAAGUGCUACGGGAUAUCCCAGAACAUGAUAGAUAUUACUAUAACAAGGCGAUACAGGAUUCAGAAUAUAAAAGGGAAGAUUUCGCCAUGUUACAGGGGCUUAUCAGGAAGUAUAUCAGGAGCCUGAAAAAGGAACUAAUGUGGAACUCACUCUACUCCGUAGACGACUACACCUUUUACAUUGUAAACAAAAUCAACCACACCAUCAACCGGUGGAACAGACUACUCAACAAGUUCCACAAACACGUGGAAUCUUCUACUAACACUGGUAACACAGGUAACACUGGUAGUUUCCAGGGUAGUGUCCAGGGUACCAAUACUACCAAUUCUGCUGCUCUUAAUACUGUUAAUACAGUUGAUAGUACUGUAAAUACAGUAAAUAGUACAGUAAAUAAUGCUGCACUUGGUACCAAUUCUGCUGCUCUUAAUACUGUAAAUACAGUAAAUAGUACUGUAAAUACUGUAAAUACAGUAAAUAGUAAUGUAAAUUCUGUUGCCGUGGGACCUGACACCGUAACGGAAAACCCCGUAACGGAAUAUGACUACACAAAGUUGAGUGACAUAGUUGACAACAUAAGAUAUGAUUUGAUACAUUUGCAUUACUUGUUGGGUCACGGGUUAGAGGUUGGAUUUGAGAUUUAUAACAUUGUGGAGCGUCUGAGUUCGGUGAUUUCACCCUGCGAGUACGGCGUGACACCCAGGGAAAAAUUAGAAAUUGGCGUCACAAUCGCAUGGAAUUUGCUGCAGAAGAUAUUACACGAUGUUACAUUUCACCUUUUAUACACAGAAUCCAUCAACUCACACGAUAACGACAUACACAAUUCGAACACAUUUACCACAGGGGACACUUUUAAUAACAAAUCCGUAAACCACAAUAACUCUGUAAAUACUAACUCUGUAAAUACUGUAAGCUCUGUGAAUUGUGGUGACACUAGCCCCGUAACGCAGGAUGUGUGUGUGGAUAGGCCGAUAGAAUUGAGAGCGAUAAAUAGAAUGUUAAAAAAUGACACUUCUGCUGCGUCUAUUGCUGCUACAAGUUUACUAAUCGCAAAUACGUAUCUCAACGCUGACCUCCUCUUUGACGCCGGAAAAUGCUUCAUCGGAGGACUCAAACCAUCCGAAAUGUACCUCUUCCACAAUCAAUCCCACACCGAACUACUCUACCACAAUCAUCUCACACACACUACUAACACUUGUAACACAGUUCCUACUGUGCCUACAGUGCCUACUGAUAACACUACUAACACUAUGCAUACAGUAGACCCGAUAGAUCAGGGGAUAAUAUUGAAUUCGUAUAGUUUAUGGUCGCAUGUGGGAGAGUUGUGUGUGGAUGAGAGGACGAGUAGAUCGGUCCGUGGCUCAUAUCACGACUUGGGCUACAAAUAUAACAAAUCUAUCGAUACGAAUAAUCUGGAGACUAAUAAUCUGGAGACUAAUAAUCUGGAGACUAAUAAUCUGGAGACUAAUAAUCUGGAGACUGACUUGCUGAAUCUCUCACUGAAAGAUACACCGGGUGACUUCAUAACUAAUCCUAAGAUCAGGUCCCGGUUCUAUGUGACUUCGGCGUCACACUUGUUUAGUGUGUUUAACUUCUUCAAAUACGCCCACCUGCUUGACGACUCUUUUGACACAAACUCGAAGCAAAUUGAGAAUAUUAAUGAUUUACACUACUUAUCACAUUUAGUCCUGAGGGUUUGGCGUAGUAAGGGCGAUGAAGGGUAUUUUAACAGGCUGGAGAUUCUGGUAAGCUCCGGUGCCAAGGACGGGUUCGGCCAGAACUACGAACUGCUGGAAAAAAACGCCAAGGACCAGAAAAACAAAUAUAAAAGACAUAUACAACGGUAUAGACUACAGAAAACACUGACACACAGAUGCACUGACUGCCCAAUCACCACCAGGAAUUUUGUCUCUGGGCCCAAAUUCACAUUCACCAACAGUAAAAUCAGAGCCAUAAACACUGUUAACAGGGCGUACUCCCUUAAAUCUAGUAACUCCAAUAGUAACUCCAAUAGUAACUCCAAUAGUGACUCUGCUGCAAUUGGGUCAAAUGGACUAUGGAGUAAGUGUGUGGUGGGAUUGACGAAUACUGCGGUUGGCUCGGGUAACUUGAGUGCGAAUAGUUGUACAGUGGUGAAUUUGGACAAGUAUAACUUAAUGUACGAGAUGGACAAGAAGUUCAAGUGCUACAAUUGCUUCCUCACAGAGUAUAAAACCGCACGCAAUAUUAACACCGUAGACAAACAUUUGAGUACUGUAGACAAAGUUACUACAGGUACCGUAGACAAACAUUUGGAUUCUGUAAACAAGAAUAUUGGAGAUACUGUAGACAAAGUUACUACAGGUACUGUUGGUGAGAGUGAGAGUGUGAGAGGAGUGGAUAUGGUCCCGCCAUAUUGUGAGUUGAAUACGUUGGUGAUAAUGAAUAGAAAUUUCGGGUUGGAUCGGUUAAAAGAUUACAUACAAAAAGCUUACCAUAACAUUCUACUCAAACAACCAAACUAA
Molecule: messenger RNA, 4569 nt
Organism: Theileria parva strain Muguga
Lineage: Eukaryota; Apicomplexa; Aconoidasida; Piroplasmida; Theileriidae
Gene: ppip5k2
Product: Histidine phosphatase superfamily (branch 2) family protein
Exons: 5
Coding region: 49-4569 (1506 amino acids)
Biological process (GO): inositol phosphate biosynthetic process; inositol metabolic process
Molecular function (GO): diphosphoinositol pentakisphosphate kinase activity; inositol hexakisphosphate kinase activity; 5-diphosphoinositol pentakisphosphate 1-kinase activity
Source: RefSeq, a predicted model, not a curated record